Beta vulgaris subsp. vulgaris (sugar beet) is the source of this 1526-nucleotide messenger RNA. Its product is annotated as cysteine protease RD19A. Gene Ontology annotation, cellular component: lysosome. Bases 131 to 1258 code for a protein of 375 amino acids. The transcript has 4 exons. The record is from RefSeq and is a predicted model, not a curated record. NCBI's taxonomy places the organism in Eukaryota, Viridiplantae, Streptophyta, Magnoliopsida, Caryophyllales, Amaranthaceae. Gene Ontology annotation, molecular function: cysteine-type endopeptidase activity.
AUCUCACCGGCUUCACACUCUCCAACAUCAACACCCCUAAAUCCUCAUCAACCCAUACUAUUAAACACCACAACCACAAGCAACAACAACAACUACUUCACCACCAAACCUUCCUUCUUCUUCUUCUUCAAUGGCGUCGUCUUUCUCUCUCCUCACUUUCUCUCUCUUCAUCAUCCUCUCCCUCUCCUCCGCCAUAGCCGAUGAUGACCUCCUCAUUCGUCAAGUCACCACUGAAGAUUCUUCUUCAUCUUCAUCUUCUCCAAACGACCUUCUUUUGAACGCUGAUCAUCAUUUCUCUCUCUUCAAAUCGAAGUUCAAUAAGAUUUACUCGUCUAAGGAAGAACAUGAUAAUCGAUUCUCGAUUUUUAAGGCGAAUCUACGCCGUGCGAGUCGUCAUCAGACGCUUGAUCCUUCGGCUGUUCACGGUGUUACGAAAUUCUCUGAUCUUACUCCCAGAGAGUUUAGACAAAAGUAUCUUGGUCUUAAUGGAGGUAAAAGGAAGUUGAAACUUCCGUCUGAUGCUAAUAAGGCUCCUGUUUUGCCUACUGAUAGUCUUCCUGAGGAUUUUGAUUGGCGUGAACAUGGCGCUGUUACUGAAGUCAAAGAUCAGGGUCAAUGUGGAUCUUGCUGGUCUUUUAGUACCACUGGAGCAUUAGAAGGUGCUAAUUAUCUUGCAACCGGGAAACUAGUUAGUUUAAGCGAGCAACAGCUAGUUGAUUGUGAUCAUGAGUGUGAUCCUGAAGAACGGAACUCAUGUGACUCUGGCUGCAAUGGUGGGUUGAUGAAUAAUGCGUUUGAAUACAUACUCAAGUCUGGCGGUGUUCAGCGAGAGGAAGACUAUCCUUACACUGGAUCUGAUCACGGUACCUGCAAAUUUGACAAAAGCAAGGUUGCUGCAACAGUGGCCAACUUUAGUGUAGUCGCCCUUGAUGAAGACCAAAUAGCUGCCAAUUUGGUGAAGAAUGGUCCCCUUGCAGUGGGUAUACAUGCAGGUUACAUGCAGACAUAUAUUGGUGGGGUUUCUUGCCCAUUGGUUUGCUUGAGGAGUUUGGACCAUGGCGUGGUGUUGGUUGGCUACGGGUCUGCUGGCUACGCUCCCAUAAGAUUCAAGGAAAAGCCAUAUUGGAUCAUUAAGAAUUCCUGGGGCCCUAACUGGGGAGAUCAAGGUUAUUACAAGAUCUGUCGUGGCCACAAUGUUUGUGGCGUGGAUUCCAUGGUCUCGACUGUUGCUGCUGUGAACAUUCACGCUACCCAGUAAAGUUGAAGUGGCUAUGUUGGUGUUGUCGAUUAGGUUAUUGGACAACACCCGUUGUAAAUACCAAAGAUGAAUUUGCUGCAGUUACAGUAAAAUGUGUUGAAACUCUCUAUUUAAAGUUCAGUACUCAGAGAAGCUUUCGAGCUUUGAGUAACUUAUUAGGAAACAGAACUCCUCAAGUAUUUUUUUUUUGAGAGUAUGUAACUAAUACUUGUUCUAGUAUUAUUGUGUUCAGCACAUGAUUAUAUUACUUUGCUGUUGUUUGGAUGCA